GGGGUUUAAGAGGGAAUGGGAGCGUCCCAGCCACAGACCCAUUUGCCUCAGGAAGCCGAGCUCAUCUGGAUUCCCACCAUGGCCUGGGCCCCUCUGCUCCUCGCGCUGAUCACGUACUUGUCAGGUUCUCUGGACCAAUACGUGCUGACUCAGCCGCCUUCAGUGUCUGUGUCUCCAGGGCAAAAAGCUCAACUGACCAGUUCGGGAAGCAACAUUGGUAGCAAGUAUGUGCAGUGGUACCAACAGAAACCCGGCAGCGCCCCGCUACAGCUUAUCUAUCAAAGUAGCAGCAGACCCUCCGGAAUCCCGGAGCGAUUCUUCGGGACCAACUCCGGUAACACGGCCACGUUAACCAUCACUGGAGUCCAGGUGCAGGACGAGGCUGAUUAUUACUGUCAGGUGUAUGACAGCACAAGUGCUCAGUUUGUCUUCGGUGGAGGAACCCAGCUGACCGUCCUUGGUCAGCCAAAGGCAUCUCCUACCAUGCACCUCUUCCCUCCAUCCUCGGAAGAGAUAAAAACAAAGAGCAAAGCCACACUGGUGUGUCUGCUGGGCAGCUUUUAUCCAGGGUCAGUCCAAGUUACCUGGAAAGCUGAUGGCCAGCAGCUCUCCACUGGAGUGGAGACAACCAAGCCAUCCAAACAGAGUGACAACAAGUUCAUGGCCAGCAGUUACCUGUCUCUGGAUGCAUCAAAGUGGAAGACUCAUGACACCUAUACCUGCCAGGUGACACAUGAUGGGAAGAACUUUGAGAAGUCCCUGAAGAGCUCAGAUUGUUCUUAACCCUCUGACCCGCAGAGGACUUGGUCGGUUCCCGUGUCAGUCUAUAGGGGUUCCCCAAGGGAGCCUGGAUCUGUCUGUAGCAUUCCCAUAAUGCUGAUUUCCAGCAAAUCUGCUUCCUCUUUUAGGUGGGGGAUUUUACCAAUCCAUAUGACACCUGUCUUUAUUCCCACAUCCCCACAGCUCUCACCCCCUGCAUUCCCUGGAAAUGUCCUUCCUGCUUUAGUCUCUGAUGCAGCCUUGUUAGGAUAUUAAUAAAAUUGGAAAAAAUGGACUAUCACUGUGAAGAGUUUAACUUCUUCUGUCCCUUUUUCUCCUGAUGUAUUAAUUGCAAUAUUCAUAUAAUCUUCCAAUAAAAUAAACUUACCUUUUAUCAGCCAA
Messenger RNA from Dermochelys coriacea (leatherback sea turtle), 1161 nucleotides. Its product is annotated as immunoglobulin lambda-1 light chain-like. The record is from RefSeq and is a predicted model, not a curated record. NCBI's taxonomy places the organism in Eukaryota, Metazoa, Chordata, Testudines, Dermochelyidae. Gene Ontology annotation, molecular function: MHC class II protein complex binding. Gene Ontology annotation, biological process: positive regulation of T cell activation; peptide antigen assembly with MHC class II protein complex; antigen processing and presentation of exogenous peptide antigen via MHC class II. Gene Ontology annotation, cellular component: MHC class II protein complex. The coding region runs from base 16 to 783 and encodes 255 amino acids. The transcript is spliced from 4 exons.